Molecule: messenger RNA, 276 nt
Organism: Penicillium macrosclerotiorum
Lineage: Eukaryota; Fungi; Ascomycota; Eurotiomycetes; Eurotiales; Aspergillaceae
Exons: 1
Coding region: 1-276 (91 amino acids)
Molecular function (GO): oxidoreductase activity, acting on paired donors, with incorporation or reduction of molecular oxygen
Source: RefSeq, a predicted model, not a curated record
AUGUUCAUUGCCGACAGACUGGGCCGAUACGAUAUUAACAAAGGUUCUGCCAAUGUUAUCCCGGCGCUUGCCUCCGAGGCUCAGUUUCCUGUUAAUAACCCGCUGUAUCCAGUGCCACCAAUGGCUGCAGUAACAAAAAAUCUGAUCUUUGGAGCCGCUGCCAGCCUGACUUAUGCGAAACCAUACGCGCUCUCAACCUCCAACUUUCAACGGUGGGCUAGCGCAGAUCCGCAGAGAACAGGUAAUCUUGAUUCAUCACUCGAGGAAUGGUGGUGA